Messenger RNA from Xyrauchen texanus (razorback sucker), 5101 nucleotides. RefSeq names its product growth arrest-specific protein 2 (gene gas2a). The record is from RefSeq and is a predicted model, not a curated record. The transcript is spliced from 8 exons. Gene Ontology annotation, molecular function: cytoskeletal adaptor activity; microtubule binding; actin filament binding. Bases 192 to 1199 code for a protein of 335 amino acids. Gene Ontology annotation, cellular component: actin filament. Gene Ontology annotation, biological process: actin crosslink formation. NCBI's taxonomy places the organism in Eukaryota, Metazoa, Chordata, Actinopteri, Cypriniformes, Catostomidae.
UCGCGUUUCUCAUGUAAGCGGCAGGAAAGGAGGCGAGCGCGCUUUGAACUCCUGCGAUGACAUUUCGGGCGUUUGAGGAUCAAUGUCAUGAUGAACAGUGUGCGGACUCUACGAUUGAGAAAAGCAUGAAUUCAUGUGAAACUCCAGUCUACUGUUAAAAACUGACUGCAGCUGCACAUUCUGCAGGAAGCAUGUGUAGUACACAAAGUGGCAAGCCACUGGGUAGUCCAGGCCUCACAGAUCUGCAGCUGUACAGUCAGUGGCUGGCUAGUCGACAUGAAGCCAGUCUGCUGCCUAUGAAGGAAGAUCUGGCCCUCUGGCUCUCCAGCAUGCUCGGUGUGGACAUCACUGCAGAGAGCUUCAUGGAGCAGUUAGAUAAUGGAUUCCUCUUGUGUCAGCUGGCUGAGACACUGCAGGAGAAAUUCAGACAAAAUAGCACAGAUCUCCAGACUCCACCAGGAAAGACAAUCCAAAGUCGCAGGAUACCCUGUCGAGCCAGUGCCCCGUCCGGUUCCUUCUUUGCCAGGGACAAUACAGCCAACUUCCUGUCAUGGUGUCGGGAGGUUGGCGUGGGUGACACCUGUCUGUUUGAGUCAGAUGGGUUGGUUUUACACAAGCAGCCGCGAGAGGUUUGUCUCUGUCUGCUAGAACUGGGACGAAUAGCAUCCAGGUAUAAGGUUGAGCCACCUGGACUCAUCAAACUGGAGAAAGAGAUUGAACAAGAGGAGAAGAUGCCUGAACCUCCGACCUCACCUGUUCCUCCUACAUCCAUCUCUCCAUCAGCCUCCCCACCCGUCUCUCCAUCAGUCUAUCCAUCCAUCUCUCCGCUCACCAAGACCAACUCCUCCAAGAAAAGCAUAGGCAAACUGCUGGAUGAUGCAGUGAAGCACAUUUCCGAAGAUCCACCCUGUAAAUGUCCAAAUAAGUUCUGCAUAGAGCGACAAUCACAGGGCCGCUACCGUGUUGGUGAGAAAAUGCUUUUCAUAAGGAUGCUGCAUAAUAAGCAUGUGAUGGUGCGUGUUGGCGGAGGCUGGGAGACGUUCGAGAGCUACCUGCUGAAGCAUGACCCAUGUCGCAUGCUCCAGAUCUCACGCGUGGAAGGCAAGAUCUCGCCCGUCUCUGGGAAAUCUGCCAGCAUCAGCGACCUGACGCCUGACUGCUAUCUGGUGGUGGCGGCCCACUACAAAAGCAAGAAGUGAUUAAGCAACAUACUCCAACUGCAAAGAAAUGACAAUGACUUUUAUUUGUAAUGUCAAUUUGAAGCACAGCUCACUUGCUAGCAGUGGUAGAAUGCAACAAGGGCAUGUAGACUUCAUUGGCUUCUUGAAAUAACAAGUGUUUAAAAGAGAAAAACAAUCCGUAAUACAAAGCAAUAGUGUAGCUCAGCUAGUUUGUCACAAUAAUGGCCCUUUCCCAAAUGGCACACUUGAUGGAGCUGUAGACCUCUUGUGGACCUUCACUCUCCCUUAUACUACGGGGCUGUUGAAUGCUUGAUUCUGAUUGGUUGAGAACGUUCUAAGGUGUGCAAUUAUUUUCAGGGAAACGCACGGCUAAAGUAGUUCCAGGCAGGUCUUGACCGCAUUACAGUUCCAUAUCACUUCGCGUAGUCAACUGUAAUAAUGGAAAAUAGGAUACAAUUCAUAAGAAGUGACAGCGACAAAUCCACUUCAACUUCAAGAGGAAAAAAAAUGACAGACUAUUUUGAUUUUCCGGAAGUAAAUUUUAAUAUUUAUGGUGAACAUAAACAUUUUAACAACUGGGCGACCGCAGUAUUGGAUAGCUCAGAUGAAAAAACAAAUAAACGGAAGAGGACAUCAAAGGCAGCCGGCAACAACAAAAGACAUAAAACAAUCAGCGAAGAACAGCUAGACCGACUCGAGGGCUGAAAAACAUGAAGAAAACACCAAAAAAACAACAGCUUGGGCUGUCAAUGUGUUUAACGUGCAGUUUAAUUUUAAUAAAUAAAUUUGUUCGAAUUAACGAAUGAAUUAUAACGUAUGAAUUAAUAAAUAAAUUAAAUAAUAUGACGCACAUGAUUUUCUGUCUCAUUAUUGCAACCUCUGUCUCUCUAAUAACUACACUAAUAACUGCAUUAGUCUGCUGUCAGUGGCUCAAACCUCCGUUACUAACUCUAAAAUGACGCUUUGGAAUUAGCAACGGAGGCAUGGGAUUAGAUGCGUAAGAAAUUAGUCCUACAUACAAGAGCGUUUUAAUGACAAAAACUUGACAAACGUCUAGAAUCACAUCAUCUGAACAAUGUUUCGAGGUGUGGUAACUGUAGUAUAAGCGGAAUAAUUGACUCCGGGCGUUGAAUUAUUAGAAAAAUAAUGCACACCUGAGGUGUAACGGCCACUCCGCUUCGCGUCGUGACCGCAUUACCACCCCGGGUGUGCAUUAUUUUUCUAAUAAUUCAACGGCCCGUCGUCAAUUAUUCCUUACUUAUCUGUGAAGUCCACGAGAACAUAGUGUGGCUUAUUUCAUUGUAUAAUUUAAUGACAAAAAAUGUCUGUUUUUUGUGUCUUUUGGUCCCUUUUGCCGAGCCUGCACUGGUGCGGACACAGAAGACUAUUAACCCACAGCCAAUGCAGCAAAGUCUACACUCCAAGGUGAAUGGCAAGGAAUUUGGGACAGGACCAGUGUAUAGGUUACAGUCACACAGACAGUGUUUGGUUUUCAAGUUGGGGGGGGGAUCAAACAAUGCAAUUAUUUGUUUCCAUUAAGUAAUUGCAUUGUUUGAUCUCCAUUUACAAAUCAAAAUGUGAAAUAUCGAAAAUAAUAAUAAUAUUAACAAAGUAACAACUCUCACUUCAAAGGUGCAUAAAGUGUCCCUUUGCGCCACCCUAGUGGUCAUUUUGCAAACUGAAUUUACAGUUCCACUGUGGUGGUACAUGUGGCGGUAAAGGUCAUUUUGUUCUGGUACUUACUGUAAGUGACUAAAGUAAGUUUCAAAGAUGGCAACGUCCAUAACACUAGAAAGUCUUAUCACAAAAGACUUAACAUGACUGAAUAAACAAGUCCAAUCAAGUUCAUCCAUUAAAUCUUAAUUAACUGACAGCCACUUUUAUGUUUAACUGAGUGUAGAGCACAGCAUUUUAGUUGUGCCCAGACCACAAAACUGAAGGGAGCAGCUUUGGUAAAGGAUAGUGACUGGAUGUAAAACCUUCGGAUGACACACAGCUUAUAUCUCCGUCUCGCAGUUACAUGGUCCCAAUAUGAAAAAAACAAAACACACACAAGAAAAGCUAGUUCAAGUGCUGUAUGAUGUUUCCAGAACUUACUCGUAUGUGGUUGCAAGUCCUGACAAUGUAAGGGUGUCACUCGCGUUUAUAACUGAAUUGUGUGUGAUCAUACUGUAAUUGUAUUUAGCAUUUUAAAACAAAACUGACAAUCAUGUUCUGCUGCUGUGUGAAUGUAGCCUAUGAUACUGAGGAACAGAAAAAUGGAGUCUGGAACUGGAAUCCAGACUUAAUGUUUUAUUGUUUAUAUUUUCUUCAUCUCAGCUAUGAUGUUAAUGAUCUCUUCUAUACUCUGUCAGUUGUGGUGAUUUUUCUCUCUCUUUGUGUUCUUUCAUGUUUUGUUUUUUUUUUUACCUGAGGAUUAAGUAUAAAUCAAGUAUAAAAGAUUAUGCAAUAACCUAUGCAUUCAAUCUUGACUAAAUGGAAUGAAAUUGCUGGAUGAAUUCAAGUAUUCAUUUCUACCCUGGUGGGUAUUACUUUCAGUGCUUCAUAUACUAACAAUAUACUGAUGACAAUGUUUAUAUAAACCGAUCAGCCACAACAUUAAAACCACCCGCCUAAUAUUGUGUAGGUCCCCCUCAUGCCACCAAAACAGCACCAACCGGCAUCUCAGAAAAUAAUUCAGAUAUGAUAUUCUGCUCACCACAAUUGUACAGAGUGGUUAUCUGAGUUACUGUACACUUUGUCAGUUCAAACCAGUCUGGCCAUUCUGUGUUGACCUCUCUCAUCAACAAGGCAUUUCUGUACACAGAACUGCUCCUCACUGAAUGUUUUUUGUUUUUGACACCAUACAGAGUAAAUUCUAGAGAUUGUUGUGUGUGAAAAUCCCAGAAGAUCAACAGUUACAGAAAUACUCAAACCAGCCCGUCUGGCACCAACAAUCAUCCAUGUGAUUAUCUAAUCAGCCAAUCAUGUGACAGCAGUGCAUAAAAUCAUGCAGAUACAGGUCAGGAGCUUCCAUUAAUGUUCAGACAAACCAUCAGCAUGGGGAAAAAUGUGAUCUCACUGAUUUGGACUGUGGCAUGACUGUUAUUGCCAGAUGGUCUGGUUUGAGUAUUUCUGUAACUGCUGAGCUCCUGCGAUUUUUCACACACAGCAGUCUCUAGUUUACUCUACGUCUACGGAAACUCAGAUAACCACUCUGUACAAUUGUGGUGAGAAGAAUAUAAUGUGGGUUGGCGCUGUUUUGGUGGCAUGAGAGGGACCUACACAAUAUUAGGCAGGUGGUUUUAAUGUUGUGGUUCAUCAGUGUAUACUGUAUAUAUACAAACAUAUUUGGUGUAUUUUGUGUAUGAUCAUUAUAAAAAAAUACCUUUUUUUCUGUCAUGUAUUGUAUUGUACUGUGGUGAUGGUACUCUUUUGUCCUUAUAUCUAGCUCUUGCAAUGGAAACAACAUGAAAGAGAAUUUUACCUUAAAGCUGAUGUGUGUAAUAUUUUACUAUGAUAGUUUAAUAUACAAAGACAACUAUAAGUCAAGUUAAUUCCCCUGAAAAGUAUGACCCUGUGGCUUUGUAACGCUUUCAAAAUAUGACUAUUUGAGCAGCAGUUUGGGGCAGAACUAUCUGUUUGUUGACCAAUGAUAGACAAAGAGUGUUUGGGAAACCUGUUUGAAAAAAAGACCUCAUAAAAUGGUUUAACAAACACAAUUCUUGACUAAAAUAGGAAUUUGGGAGGGGACAUAUUGAAGGGCUGAUCUAAUGUUUUUAGAUUUUUACAAAAGCAUUGAAGACGUCUUUGAAAUUAAUACAUUAUAUGCUUGUGAAAGGAGAUAAAAGUAAACGACGUGGACACCAUGACGAAGCACGAUAAGCUACUUGUUCUUGCUUGUUGGUGGAAGGACAUUCCUGUUCUAGAGCGUAUUUCCG